AUGGCUUUCUCAGAAGACACCAAGGAGCGAAUUGUCAAGGCGGUCGACGUUUCCAAAACUGUCCUGCACUAUGGCUGGGUUCCUUUUGUUCUCUACAUCGGAUUCACCCGAAGCACGCCACAGCCAAGCUUGAUCAAGCUGAUCAGCCCUCUCGCCUGA
Molecule: messenger RNA, 159 nt
Organism: Ustilago hordei
Lineage: Eukaryota; Fungi; Basidiomycota; Ustilaginomycetes; Ustilaginales; Ustilaginaceae
Product: putative mitochondrial import receptor subunit tom7
Exons: 4
Coding region: 1-159 (52 amino acids)
Biological process (GO): protein import into mitochondrial matrix; protein insertion into mitochondrial outer membrane
Cellular component (GO): mitochondrial outer membrane; mitochondrial outer membrane translocase complex
Source: RefSeq, a predicted model, not a curated record